Trichoderma aggressivum f. europaeum is the source of this 1236-nucleotide messenger RNA. RefSeq lists its product as uncharacterized. The transcript has 2 exons. The record is from RefSeq and is a predicted model, not a curated record. Bases 1 to 1236 code for a protein of 411 amino acids. Gene Ontology annotation, molecular function: oxidoreductase activity; FMN binding. NCBI's taxonomy places the organism in Eukaryota, Fungi, Ascomycota, Sordariomycetes, Hypocreales, Hypocreaceae.
AUGGCAGACGAGGAUGGCGAUGGCCCCCAGCCUUAUGCCGCCUACCUGCGGGCCAUUCUCCAAAAGGGCCUGCUGGCCAACGAGCUGCCCAUUGUGACAACAAACCCAAACUCGCUCGAAGAGCAGGCCAGGCAGAAGAUGACCAAGGCGGGCUUCGAUUACAUCAAGGGAGGGGCUGGUGAAGCGGCAACAAUGGAUGCCAAUCGCCUCGCUUUCCGCCAGUGGAAGAUUGUUCCUCGUGUCUUGAAGCCCACGACGCCGCGGGAUCUGAGUGUCACCAUCUUUGGCCAGAAAUUUGACGUUCCCAUUCUCAUGGCGCCUGUCGGGGUCAAUUCACUGUUCCACCCGGACAAAGAGAUUGGAGUUGCCCAGGCCUGCGCCGAAUUACGUGUCCCGUUUACCUUGAGCACGGCUGCUGAAUCUUCGUUUGAGGAAAUCGCGGCUGCGGCUCCGGAAUCGCCAAAGUGGUUUCAACUAUAUUGGCCCAAUGACGAAGAGAUCACAGCUUCGCUCCUCAAGAGAGCCAAGGAGAAUGGCUUCACAGCGCUUGUAGUGACUUUGGAUACUUGGACCCUUGCUUGGAGACCGUAUGAUCUUGAUACGGCCAAUGUUCCCUUCAUCCUCGGUCAAGGAGACCGGAUCGGCUUCUCUGAUCCUGUCUUUAGGCGCAAGUUUGCUGAGAUGAGCGACGGUGGAACUCCCGAGGAAAACACGCUACAGGCGGCUAUGUACUGGACUGGAGAGACUUACUCAGGGACAUCUCGGUCUUGGGAGGAUCUCAAGAUUCUGAGAAAGCACUGGGAUGGGCCCAUCGUCCUCAAGGGCAUUCUCAGUGUCGAAGAUGCUGAGCUGGCUGUUGAGCAUGACAUGGACGGAAUCAUUGUCAGCAAUCACGGCGGCCGACAAAUUGACGGCGCCAUAGCAACUCUGGACGCCCUGCCUGAAAUCGUUGAUGCUGUCGGCAGCAAGCUCACCGUCAUGAUGGAUUCUGGCAUUCGCACCGGCGCCGACAUUGUCAAGGCUCUGGCUCUUGGAGCCAAGGCCGUCUUUGUUGGGCGACCGGUGGUUUAUGGACUGGGUAUUAAUGGUAAAGAAGGUGCCGAGGCGGUGUUGGCCGGAUUACUGGCCGAUCUUGAUUUAACCAUGGGAUUUGCUGGAGUCAAGAACAUUGCGGAGUUAAAGAGAUCGAUGCUGCGAAAGAUUCAACACUCUGGAGAUGUCAAGUCGAAUCUUUGA